GAACGCGUCUUCCGAUUAACCCAUCACUAGACCCAACUCUUUAUCUUUCACCGACACGGCCCAAUGUCGGGAACACCUGUAUUCGUGAUGAACACUGCGCCCGAAAGGCAAUCGGGACGCAAAGCUCAAAUAUCCAACAUCACUGCCGCAAAAACAGUAGCAGAUGUAAUAAGGACGUGCCUGGGCCCGAAGGCCAUGUUGAAAAUGAUACUGGAUCCAAUGGGCGGAAUCUUACUAACUAACGACGGGAACGCAAUUUUACGUGAAAUUGACGUUGCUCAUCCUGCCGCAAAGAACAUGAUAGAGCUUUCUCGUACACAAGACGAAGAAUGUGGUGAUGGGACAACCAGCGUCAUCGUGCUUGCUGCAUCGAUUCUUGCCUCCUCUCUGAGUCAGCUAGAAAGGGAUAUUCAUCCCGUGGUGAUCAUCUCGGCGUACAACAAAGCGUUGAGAGAGGCACUGGCGAUUAUUGAAAAGGUAGCAAUACCUGUAAAUGUUGAGGAUGAGGAACAAAUGUUGGGAAUCGUGAAGGGAGCAUUGGGAACCAAGUUUGUGUCCCGAUGGUCGGAACUUAUGUGUAAACUGGCUCUCGACGCCGUACACAUCGUGGCACAAAAUGUUCAGUCCGACAAAUCUGACUCCCAAUAUGCGUCUACAUUUUCUUCGGCGACGCCUACAGUCGAUAUCAAACGCUACGCUCGCAUCGAAAAAAUACCUGGAGGAGCAAUCGAAGAAUCCCGUGUAAUCCGUGGUAUCAUGCUCAAUAAAGAUAUCACUCAUCCUGGUAUGCGUCGUCGCAUCCAGAAUCCUCGGAUAGUCCUUUUGGAUUGUCCGCUAGAGUACAAAAAGGGCGAAUCCCAAACAAAUAUGGAAUUUAGCAAGGAAGGUGAUUGGUCGCGGGCACAGGAGGUGGAAGAAGAAGUUGUGAAGGCUAUGGUUGAAGCAGUAUGCCAAGUUGGAUGUGAUCUGGUGCUUACUGAAAAAGGCGUAUCGGACCUUGCCCAGCACCAUUUCCUCAAACACAAUGUUUCUUGCAUCAGACGUGUCCGAAAAUCAGAUAACAAUCGUAUUGCACUAGCGGUUGGCGCGACGAUAGUCAAUCGGGUUGAAGAUCUACGGGAAUCCGAUGUUGGAACUGGAUGCGAGGAGAUGCGGGUGGAUAAGAUUGGCGACGAAUACUUCACCGUUCUAGCGCCUUGCAAAUCCCCCCAUGCAUGUACCAUCCUGUUACGCGGCCCGUCGAAAGACAUCCUCAAUGAAGUCGAUCGGAAUCUUCAAGAUGCAAUGUCCGUUGCUCGCAAUGUUAUCAUGGACCCGAGGUUGGUACCUGGAGGAGGCGCAAUUGAGAUGGCCAUUGGUGUUGGGCUAGCACAAGCAGCCAAACGAGGAUCAAUAACGCCUACGACAUACGGUAAAGAGGGGACGAAGGAAAGUACCAUCACUGGUGUCGAAACUGGACCCUUCCUAGCCGUAGCAGAAGCGAUGGAAGUCAUUCCUCGAACCCUAGUUCAGAAUGCAGGCGGAAAUGCUAUCAGGGUGCUGACAGAGUUAAGAGCAAAACAUACUUCUUCACUGUCCAGCUUUGGCGUGAACGGCGAUACCGGCAAGAUCGUUGACAUGAAAGAAUACGGCUUAUGGGAGAGUGCGAGUGUCAAGGUACAGAUCUUGAAAACUGCUGUUGAGGCGGCACGCAUGCUCCUCCGCGUCGACGACGUCGUUCAGGCUGUGAGAAAAGACAGAGAACCGGGAAGCGGGGCACCAAUGCCUGAGGAGAUGAUGGAGGCGCAGUAAAAAAAGGUCGCAAUUGGCUGUUGGCGUGGUGGCUUGAUAAAUCGAUACGCCUGCUUCGCAAUGCGCGUGUGUACCUUUGAGUAUCACUGACACGAUAACAGCUUUGACAAUUACUUCAUUGUACAUCGCCUUAUCGACCUGA
This is a messenger RNA of Lentinula edodes (shiitake mushroom), 1933 nucleotides long. Its product is annotated as chaperonin Cpn60/TCP-1 family. Gene Ontology annotation, biological process: protein folding. The record is from RefSeq and is a predicted model, not a curated record. Gene Ontology annotation, molecular function: ATP hydrolysis activity; ATP binding; ATP-dependent protein folding chaperone. The coding region runs from base 64 to 1791 and encodes 575 amino acids. Gene Ontology annotation, cellular component: chaperonin-containing T-complex. NCBI's taxonomy places the organism in Eukaryota, Fungi, Basidiomycota, Agaricomycetes, Agaricales, Omphalotaceae. The transcript is spliced from 8 exons.